AAGGGACCUUUACCUCCACUUGAAUGGGAUGCUCUGCUGGAGUAACUAACAGGCAGAAAAGUUGGACGUAUUUGAUCGUUAAAACCUCUGCGAUAGAUAUCUUAACUGUUUGUGUGACGAGCAUUACGGUAAAAGUAGCCAUGGGGGAAAGCUUAAGGAUUCGUCGGUGGCAGUGGGGAUUUUAUUGCGUGGUCGCGAUGCUGACUGUUUUGCCCCCUAUGACGCACGGAGAUCGUUACCAGACCUUUUCCAUGGAAUGUGGCGGUACUGUUGAGUUGGGUGACACCGAGGCUGGGUAUGUAUCCUACUCGUACGACCCCGGACAGGACUGUACCGUGACAUUCACUGGAGCAUCAGGCAAGAAAUUCCUGCUUCACUUCGUGACCCUUGACAUGGGACCUGAUGACUCCUGUGAUGACCAGGAGCUACGGAUCUACGAUGGCGAACAAGCUUCUGGUGACCUACUGGCAUCGGUAUGCGGGAGCGAACAGGAAGGUCUAGACGUCACCACUUCGACAAACUUCGUCACUCUUCGGCUGACUUCGGGUGACUCUGCGAGCGGCGAUUUAAGGAUCAAGUACACGAUGUUCUACGACUCCGCAGGUGAUGUAUGUCGGGAGAGUGACGACUUCCGGUGUGAUGACGGGAAGUGUAUCCGGUCUGAGUUACGUCAGGACGGAUACUGUAACUGUCCAGGCGGUGUGGAUGAACCCGACGGUUGUGAAGCUGAAGGAGAAGACGUAUCCGACAGCGCUGAAGCGGAACCGGAAGGGGAACCGGAAUCUGAACCGGAAGCAGAACCGGAAUCUGAACCGGAACCGGAAUCAGAAUGGAUUCCGGAACUCGGAAUGACCAUGUGGGCGCUGACCGGGAUCAUCAUCGGGACUGUCGCCUUCCUUAUUUUCACUGGGGUGGCUGCUUACUUCGCAGUCAAGCAUUUCAAGAAAGGCAGUGUUGGUGGAAGACCCGGACCGACAACAUCCAUACCUAUGGGACAGCCUCCUGCUUAUUCGGCUCAGUCCAAAACUGGACAGACGCCAAUCAGCGCGUAGACAAACGACAGCCUUAUCCGAUUGGCUGAACAUAAUUGUGCCAAACUCUA
Branchiostoma floridae (Florida lancelet) is the source of this 1102-nucleotide messenger RNA. RefSeq lists its product as uncharacterized. Gene Ontology annotation, molecular function: protein binding. The transcript has 6 exons. The coding region runs from base 24 to 1052 and encodes 342 amino acids. The record is from RefSeq and is a predicted model, not a curated record. Lineage: Eukaryota; Metazoa; Chordata; Leptocardii; Amphioxiformes; Branchiostomatidae.